Molecule: messenger RNA, 5783 nt
Organism: Gallus gallus (chicken)
Lineage: Eukaryota; Metazoa; Chordata; Aves; Galliformes; Phasianidae
Gene: CNGA2
Product: cyclic nucleotide gated channel subunit alpha 2
Exons: 6
Coding region: 1918-3933 (671 amino acids)
Biological process (GO): potassium ion transport; monoatomic cation transmembrane transport
Cellular component (GO): plasma membrane; intracellular cyclic nucleotide activated cation channel complex
Molecular function (GO): voltage-gated potassium channel activity; intracellularly cAMP-activated cation channel activity; intracellularly cGMP-activated cation channel activity
Source: RefSeq, a predicted model, not a curated record
UGACCCAUGAAGUGCAUAUUUUACUAAACUCUGUGUGUGCUGGAUGUGUCUCCUGCAUCAGCUAAUCCUGGUGGGGAGGGGGUGAGGUUUGCCCCCUUGGCAGCAGGAUGCUGCCCUGCUCCUUGGUGCAUCUGCAGUGCAUCUGCAGACUUACUCCUUCGUUGUCCCAGGGCAGGUGCACGUGGGAGGGCUGGGUGUCCCCUGGGGAGGCUGCCACAACAACGUGCUUAGAAAAAGAGGCGUCUCGUGCAGUCUGGCACUGGAGGGUGUGUGGUGUGCACCAAAGGGACAGAAGCAGCGAGGCUCCUGGAGCUCCCAUGUUUUUGGAGGUGUCUGCAAGCAGGAAGCAAAAGGAGAGGUGGGAAGGGGGAUGAGCUGCUGCCACUGCUUCUGGCCUGGUCCUGGUUCUGUGGCAUGGGGACAAGGGAAGGCGGUGUGUCCCUCCAGUGCUGCUAACCAAGGCUGCAGAAGUUCCACAUCUCUUCAAGCUCACUGCUGCCAAGAUAUUCACUGAGGUGGGGAACGAGGCUUCGAAGGAAGAAAAGGUGAAGUUUUGGUGCUGAAUGGACCCUGGAUGCUGGUGCUCACAGAUCACACGUGCACAGUGCGCUUGGAUCUGCGCCCAUGGAAAGGACUGACCCAGCUUCAGUCACUGCAUGAAAGUUAACCCCUUCCUUUUUGUCUUGGGGACGCAAACAUUCUGCCAGCUGGCUGUCAGAGUGGCCCUGUGUGCAAAACAAGAAGGCAGACACCAGUGACGGGCACAAUUCACGGUCAUCAAACUGAGCAGCUUUCUUCUCUGGGAUUCCUGAGAAGCAAAUGCAGCUCCCUGCUGCCUGAGAACAGGUAACUGGAUGGAGGGGAGGGAGGGCCUGUGGGGAAGAAGGAGAUGCGUGGGAGGGAGCAGUGUCCCUCCUCCCCUUUCAUCCCUGGGUACAAAGCUGCUGUGGCUGCCUACUCUGACGCACACUGUGCUGCGUGGGGCACUGAGGGAGCCCAGGGGCCGUGAGUGUGCUGCAGCGAGGGGACACACACACACUGUGUGCCAUCACCUGUCCUGGGCGCUGUGGGGACCCCUCUGCAGCCACGUGGCUCUGGUGUUUGCUGAGGGUCCCGUGAGGAGAUGCCCCCUGCCAGCCCCUGCUAGCUUGCUGGAGGCCUCGAGGGACAUCAGGCUCGUAAGUGGGCGGUGUUGGCAUCUUGGUGGUGGCUCUGCCACUGCGGGGAGGUGGUUGGGUUUGUGGGCAGCUCUGCGUGCGUGGUCCCUGACCAGCACAAUGCGUGUGCAUCAUGGUGACGUGGGCAGGGCUGUGCAAGGCAUUGCCCCUGACCAUGCAGUUCAUCACCAGUGGGAUUUGCCGUGGGAGAGCACUGGUGAGCUGUCCCCAGGAGCCUGCUUUGCCCAUGUGCCCGUGGCUGCAGGGAUGUGGAGGGGCUCGCUGGGUGGACUGCCAGCAUCUCGCAGUACCUGAGCAGAAGAAUGGCUGCUCAAAUGCAAGGGUCUCGUAUGUGCUAAUCUCGUGCUGCUGUGUGAACAGCAUCUUUCCCCUCAGUGGCCAUGCUUUCCCAUCCCUCCUGGGGGCUGUUUUCUCACCCUUGGGCUGUAGGAGAGCUGCAGCUUGUCACUAGGGCACAGUGCUGCAGAUGCUGUUGCCCUGGCAAUGGCUGAGGAGCCCAGGUGGUGUGGAGAACAUCUUUCAGGGGCAGAUGCAGGGCCUUUUGGGGAGAGUGCAAUGCCUCAUAGGGCUCUGCAGUGAGAGUUACAUGGAAAACACGGGGUGGGCAUAUCUCUUAGGCUUUGCCCCUCUUUCCUCUGGUGCUGUACCAUAACUCAGUGCUCACACCACACACUGCCUCCUGCUCCCUGCCUUCCUGCUCUCUGCCCUUCCUAGGUCCCUGGGGCAGCUCGCUGAGAGGAUGAUGGCCAGGAGUAACGGCCUGCAGCUGCCUGGCCCCUGCCCACCCCUACCAACCAGAGCCAGGACUGAUGCGCAGAGCACGGAGCUCAGCACGAGCAGGACCCACUCGACCCAGGAUGAGACCUUGGAGCUGCACAGAGGGACUCCUGCAUAUGGGGGGGAACAGCUGGCUGCCCCCCCUUUCCAAGGCAGACAAGCCCUGGCCAGGAUUGUCAGGCUUGUGAUGGUGCUGCGGGACUGGGCCAGCAAGAGCUUGCAGGAGGAGCAGCAGAGGCCAGACCCCUUCCUUGAGCGCUUCCAGGGCCCUGAGCUGCAGACAGUGCCUGCUGAUGCCAUCAGUGGUCCAGAGGAUGAGGAGGCCGAGGAGAAAACCAAAAAGAAGAAAUGGCAGUCCUUUGUGGUGGACCCUGCAAGGGAUUGGUAUUACCGCUGGCUGGCCGUCAUUGCCGUUCCUGUCCUCUACAACUGGUGCUUGCUUGUGGCCAGGGCUUGCUUCAGUGACCUGCAAAAGACUUAUGUUGUCCUCUGGCUGGUGCUAGAUUACAUCUCAGACUGCAUCUACAUUGGGGACAUAGUGAUCAGCCUGCGCACAGGUUUCUUGGAACAGGGCCUCCUGGUUAAGGACCUGAAGAAGUUACGGGAUAACUACAUCUACACCUUACAGUUCAAGCUGGAUGUUCUCUCCAUCCUGCCCACAGACCUGGCGUACUUUGCUGUGGGAUUGCACCACCCUGAGCUGCGAUUCAACAGGCUGCUGCACUUCUCCCGCAUGUUUGAGUUCUUUGACAGGACAGAGACCAGAACCAGCUACCCCAACAUCUUCCGCAUCAGCAACUUGGUUCUUUAUAUCCUGGUGAUCAUCCACUGGAAUGCAUGCAUUUACUAUGCCAUCUCCAAGGCCAUAGGCUUUGGAGAAGAUAGCUGGGUCUAUCCCAAUGUCACAGACCCUGAAUAUGGGUAUCUCACCCGGGAGUAUGUCUACUGUCUCUACUGGUCUACAUUGACUUUGACUACCAUCGGAGAGACCCCUCCUCCUGUGCGCGAUGAAGAAUACCUCUUUGUGAUCUUUGAUUUCCUCAUCGGUGUCCUCAUCUUUGCCACCAUUGUGGGGAACGUAGGGUCCAUGAUAUCCAACAUGAAUGCCACCAGAGCAGAGUUCCAGGCAAAAAUUGAUGCCAUUAAACACUACAUGCAGUUCCGCAAGGUGAGCAAAGACAUGGAGACCAAAGUCAUCAAGUGGUUUGAUUACCUGUGGACCAACAAGAAGGCAGUAGAUGAGCGGGAAGUUCUCAAGAGUCUCCCUGAUAAGCUAAGGGCAGAGAUUGCCAUCAACGUUCACCUGGAGACGCUGAAGAAGGUGAGGAUUUUCCAGGACUGUGAGGCAGGUCUACUGGUGGAGCUGGUGCUGAAGCUUCGCCCUCAGGUGUUCAGCCCAGGGGAUUACAUUUGCCGGAAAGGAGAUAUUGGAAAAGAGAUGUACAUCAUCAAGGAGGGGAAGCUGGCUGUGGUGGCAGAUGAUGGAACAACACAAUAUGCUUUGCUAACGGCAGGGGGCUGCUUUGGUGAGAUCAGCAUCCUGAACAUCAAAGGGAGCAAAAUGGGCAACAGGCGCACGGCCAACAUCCGUAGCUUGGGCUACUCUGAUCUUUUCUGCCUGUCAAAGGAAGAUCUGAUGGAAGUGGUCACAGAGUAUCCUGAUGCCAAAAAGGUCUUGGAGGAGCGUGGCCGGGAGAUCCUCAUCAAGGAAGGCCUACUGGAUGAGUCAGCUGAAGAAGAAAGCAUGGAAGGGAAGAGUGUGGAAGAAAAGCUGGACAGACUGACCUUGAACCUGGACACACUUCACACUCGCCUUGGCCGGCUCCUGACAGAGUACAGUGAUGCCCAGAUGAAGCUCAAGCAGCGCAUCACUGUCCUGGAAUCCCAGAUGAGGCAGCAGGAUCUGGAGGACUUCUUCUCAGAUAGCUCAGACAGUCUGUCAGAGGUUGGGGGUGAAGCUACACCUGCUGGGUUGUAAUGGGAGGGUGCAGAUCUCAGCUAGAUGAUGUCUUGCCUUGUGCUGAGCCAGUUUCUAUUUCCUGUGGCAACACCUUUGACUGCCUUGACAGGACUUCUCUCAGGUUCUUAGCAUUGCCAUUGAGUGGCAGCUCCUGAGAUGGCUCAAAAUCAGGCAACUGUCGUAGAUCCUCCUCCUCAAUCCUGUCUCAUUUCUUCUGAAACCUCCAACUUGGGUCAGUAAAAGGAGGAGGAUGGCUAAUGCCACUACUGACAUUUCCUUCCAGCUUCAGGAAAAGGUCUCUGUUGAUCACACUUCUUCUCGUUGCCUUAAGUAGAAUGUGACAUGUGAACCCUGAUGGAGCAGUACCUAGACUCAGGUGAGAGAGUCCAACUUGUGCCUCUCAUGUCUGCAGACAAGGAAGCUUGUCUGGGUCACUGUCACCACAUAGGUCAUCUCUACCUCUUACUCCAAGGCUGGGCAUCCAGCUGGAAAAGCAGGCAGCUGCCCACCACUCUGUUCUUUCUACUGUAUUCAGUGCUCAGCCAUCAAAUUGCCCCAGCACAGACACUUGGGUACCCCAAGUAUCUCUCUUACCAGGAAACAGCACUCCCUUCUGCUCUCCUGCUGCAGAGGUGGAGGGAUUUCCAUUUUGACUAUAGAGGACUCGGAUGAUGAGUGCAAUGUGGACGUGAAGACUGCUCCUUGUUGAAUGACAGUGCCUGUUGCACUGUGAGAGGAACAAAGAUAGCAGCUGCCUCUCAUCUAUCUAACGAUGGCUGGAUGUGCCAGGAAGGGUAUGACCGAAAUGACAUAUUUUUAAGGAACAAAGCGGUGAUAGGACCCAACUGAGCCCAUAUUUGCUUUACAGUGGGUAGCUCAGAAAGAGCGUAGAAGACAUUUAUUUUCUUAGGCAGGAGGUUUUCUUGUAGUCGGUGGGAGUUUUGGGCCAGUUGCUGUCUGCAGGAGAAAUGAAUGGCAGUCAUGGGGACAAGUGUGCAAGGACAAAAACCUGACACCAUCACGGCCACCGGCAAAGCCCUGUGGGUCCGUGGUGCAAGCAGGUGAGAGUGGCCAUGCAAUCCCUUCAAGCUCAGCACCAUCACUAGAGGCUUUCAAAGAGGAGGAAGCUUGUUAGAGAAGGGGAUUCUUGGGAAAUUCAAGUGCUGGGUCAAAUUCAACUCAUAGUUUGGCUAAAACAGUGGGAUGACAGAUGAGGGCAUGUCAAGGCAGAAAGGUUCACGGUGCAAAAUGGAGAGCAUUUGCUUUGUCCUUUCUUUUCCCUCCCAGAUGAGCCCGACUUCCUUUAUUUUGGAUGAUUUUCUGUUUGAGAUGAAAUGGCCCUGCUUUGUGGGACUUCUGGUGGAGGGAAGAUUAAAUUACCAAAAUUAGAACACGAAGCAAGAUAACGUUGUUUUGCUUGCCUCAGUGAAAUUUGGGGCGCUUCCUGUCAGACCUAAGCUGAGUGUGGUCGGAGAUGACCCGUCUUCUGCACUGAUUCCCCCUUUCGCUACCGAACCGAACCCUCGGAUCGCAGCUUCACCCUCCGCCCGGACUGAGCGCCGCGGGCCACCCCGGGCGCGGGGAGACGGGAGGGAGGCUGCGGCUGCGGCUGCUGCGGUGGGGCCGGGAGAGGGAGCUGUGAGCCGCGGAACCGCCGCACGGCACCGCACCGGCGGGCAGAGCAGCGCCGGCUUCGCUUUUCCCUGCGCUGGAGCGGGGUUUGCAGGGCGAUGCGGGCAGCCCGGCGCGGUGCCUGCGCUCCUGCCCGUCCCCGGAGCAGAGCAGCUCCCGCCUCCGGCUGGGGGAGAUGCUCCCAGUUUAGGGGAUAUCCUCGCUUCUUGCUGGAGAAAAAGAAAGAAAAAAACCUU